This is a messenger RNA of Baudoinia panamericana UAMH 10762, 2345 nucleotides long. RefSeq lists its product as uncharacterized. The transcript has 2 exons. NCBI's taxonomy places the organism in Eukaryota, Fungi, Ascomycota, Dothideomycetes, Mycosphaerellales, Teratosphaeriaceae. The record is from RefSeq and is a predicted model, not a curated record. Bases 413 to 2143 code for a protein of 576 amino acids.
CAACCAGCCACCCACCUCCAUCCCUCCACCCCAUCGAGCAGAUAUUUGCGUCGAUGGAGGGGUAGCCGUAGCACGUUUCCGGCCAUAGAUGAUCUGUACCUGCAUUCCCACACUGUCUCAACUCCUUCCUCUUCUGCACGUAACAGGCAUCAGUGUCACUCUCGCGCCGCUUGUCUCGCCGUGAUCUGAACCAGGCGUACCUUCGACAAAGGCUGCGGUGUAUAAGCAAUGCGACAUGCAUGACGGUGUUGAUAACAUCUCACCUCUCAACAAGACUUUGGCUAGCCCUACUAAUACACCACGCACCAUCUGCGCAAACACUUCUGAAUUUGAUCACAACAACAAUCAUCGCAUCUUGACAUAUCGCACUUCUGCACAGUAACUAUAGAUGACAGUCUCAAGCUCAUCCGCCAUGACAGCGCGCCAAGCCUACCUAGACUACAGCUUUAAUGCAUCAAUGGACGAUUACGAAGCACCAGCGCGAGAGUUCUCUCCGACUAUGCCGUUCGACCUGCCGUCUCAGCACUCCGGCUUCCGCAGCAAUGUCGCAUCUGAAUACAGCGAGAGCGGGUCAUCGCGACGAUCAUACAGCCCACCCGCAUGGCGCAAAGCGGGCAGCGGCUGGUUCAAGCAUCCUUCUCUGUCGCCGACAAGGGAAAGGCGAAGGAGCAAAGAGUCGAGCCCACAGUACGCCGGGCCGGGCGAGGAGGGCGAUGAUGGCGAUGUAACAGCGUAUCGAAUUGCGACUACCGUGCCAUUACCAGGCUCGCCAACAAAAGGCAGGAGUCCCAGCAAUAGCCCAGAAGCUGAGGUGAGGCCUGGCGCACAAGUUGAUAGAGGUGGUGGUGGUGGUGGUGGUGAAGGUCGGCUACCACCGGAGACGCAUGUGAACAAUGAGCGGGAGUCAGCCGAACCCGACACCCCUACACAAAGUAACUACUUUCGCUUCUCAACACGAUUAGAUGUGGUACAGCGAACGCAGCCGAUCGAAGAUACCAUCAGCUCCGUACGCAAACUCUAUCAUAACAUGACGGAGUCCAAAUGGCACACAUUCGGCUACGUAAUGGGUGCGAUUGCAGCAUGGAUGCUUGCCAUAAACCUGCUAUCGACACCCAACCAGGGUCCAGUACCCGAUCUUGUGAAAGUGGCCGGAUUCGCCAAGUCACUGGAGCCGGCCAUCUACUACUCCGAGCGUGGUCAUGCGCAGAUCGGCGAGCUUCAAGAAACCGGCGUCGCAGUAUGGGACUUGGGCGAGAGCGUCCGAAACACGAACAUGACUUCUGCGCCGAUCAUUGUCAAUCAGCUUGACGAUCUGAGCGACAGCAUUAAGACGCUCGCCAUAGAGCUGACGCGUUUCUUCUCCGGCGUCGAUGGCGAUAUUGACAACAUCCUACUCAUGAUGGAGUGGGCGCAACGCGAACUAACCGCCAUCUCCAACCUCCCCACCUCGGGUAUCAGUACGAUCUGGUCAAACACUUACAGCCUGCUCACUCGCAUCGGCCUGGUAAGCCAAGGCCAAUUGGCGCAGAGCAUACUAGGCCAGACGCAACAGCAGCUCACGCGGUCGACACUCGAGCGCGUCUUCCACGAGUACCUCAACGUGCUGGAAGAGACCAUCAGUAACGAGAUCACAUACAGCAUGCAGCUCUUCCAGUUGUUUGAGGUGAUUGACAAGCAAUUCCUCAACCUGCAACGCAGCGUCAUCCGCGAGCAAGACACGCAAGAGCGACUCGAGAACGAGUUCCUAAGCACGCUGUGGACGAAAGUCAUUGGCGUGAACGCGAGCAAACUGCGGAAAUAUGAGAAGAACAAGGAUCUACUCGCUUCUGUCCGUGACCGGACAGUGAGGAAUAAGCAUAUCCUCGUCGACCACAACCAGCGAUUACGCCAGCUGCAGUCCAAUCUCGAGACGCUGAGACGCAAGCUCGUGAGUCCGCUUGUAAGGAGUCAGAAUAGCAGCACGCUGUCGGUGGAGGAGCAGAUUAAGGGGUUGGAGGGGACGUAUGUGCAGCUGAAGAGUUCGAGGGAGGUGCAGAGGAGGAAGAUGUUGGAGGUGGUGUACGGAGCUGGGGAUCGAAGGCAUGGGAGUCCGAGUUAUAUGAUUGGGGAGCCGAGUUUGGAGGCGAGGGUUGUUGGUGGGUGAGAGUAACAUGUUUGAUGGUAUUGGCGCACUUCAGGUUGGAGGAUGGGUGGGUGUGGUACUGGAGUAGAUCUUGGCUAGGGUCUUUGCGACUGUCCUGAGCACUUCACCUGUGUCUUCGCGUUCUCUUGUGCAUCCCGUCGCUUGUAGAUAUUGCCAAGCGGAAGCGAGAUGGUGCCAAGGGGGGCUGUGCAAGCGUUGCCGC